Molecule: messenger RNA, 3004 nt
Organism: Toxoplasma gondii ME49
Lineage: Eukaryota; Apicomplexa; Conoidasida; Eucoccidiorida; Sarcocystidae
Exons: 1
Coding region: 1-2763 (920 amino acids)
Source: RefSeq, a predicted model, not a curated record
AUGUGUUCUGUUGUUAGGCAGAAUGGCAGACCAGCCAAAGCAGGGCGCAUACAACUCGGGGAUUACCGGUUGCAAAUCCAAGCUCUCACAGAGUCGGUGGUAUGCGUCUACGUGCUUCUGCCUGCAGGAACCUCUCGCGCAAGUGAUUCGGCCCCCUCUCAUAACACGACAUUACUUGAACAGGCCCACGAACGGAUCCGAAUCCUACAGGGAAGUCGGGGCCGUACCGGCCAUGCGAGCCCCAUGAGUCAGCUCUUGUUUCUGGAGAGGAUUGCUGCUGACUGGCUUCGCAACGACACACGUUUAUUGCCAACCGAUGAAACGAAUGCCACUUUAUAUGUCCCUCGGCAAAUGCUGAAUACUACCCGGGUCCCCAGCAACCCUGCGUCCGUGCCUGAGAAUGCAGCUAACGAUGAUAGUGUUCCCACAUCUAACUCAGACGAUAAAAACUCAGAAGAUGCUAUUCCUCUGCCUAGGAUAAGGAAGAAGAAUCGUCCGUAUACCGAUGAAAGUGGUCAGGAGCACGAGAGUUCUGGUCAGUUAGACGAUCCGAAGAGCAAAGGGCAGGACGAAGAAGAGUCUAUUCAAGAGACGGACAACUCGAGUGUCACCGAGGAUCAGCUAGAGCAACAGCCUGCACAAACUGUGAAAGCUGGUCUUCCCAACGUGUACGAUUUCCGAAUGCAUACAGAGGGCACACAAGAUGCAACGGGGCUAGGGGAGCCCCCAAAAGGCAGCACUCCAGACGGUGGACCCUCACAGCAGCAACUGUUAUCGAGUGCCGCAUUGGUACAAGGCAUAAUGCAAGGACUAAGACAGUUUUUGGGGAAUCGUGAAGCGUCUGUUGUGCCGCCCGAAGCCUUCCAGGACAACAGCGUUCGUCCUGGGGACCCUACUGGUUUACAGGUGACUGAAGGAAACCAGUCGUUGAAUAUAGAGCAAGACAGGGAAUUGGUGGAAAAAGAGGGACCACCGGAAGAAGGGAUAAGCCAGGGUCUACGCGAACUGGAAUUACUCAGGUCGGCCCGGAGGAGGCGUAAUCAAAAAGGUGCAACAGUAGUUACGAGAAGGUGUGCAGGCAAAGCGUCCACACCGGAUGCGGACGCCGUCGAACUAGACGGAUGUGCCUUCGAUGAUGAGGCUUACGAAUUUCUUAACAAAGCUCAACGCAUGCCCGUGCCGUCACAGGUGACCCCAACAGAUAGAAGCUUUCGCGGCCGCAGCCGGCAACAGCAGAACAGUGCAACUGACGGGCCGCCGUGUGUGUUGUGGCGACAAGGUUGCCUUCUAUGUGGAUGUUUCGCUGGAGAGGUUGUUUGUUCCCCUUAUUGCGUACUGGGAGACUUCGCAUACGGAGCGAAACCGGCCGCAGCGGUUGGUAAAUCAAUUCAUGAAGAAGAUAGCACAGCUCAACCUGCAUUAGAAACGAGUGGUUCCAGUUGCUGCUUAAUGGACAGAGGAGAAGCCGAAAGGCUUCCUGCACUGUUCGUCUCUACGCCCGCUAUUCUUCGUUCGAAUCCUUAUGGCCUAUGGGACGAUGGCAUAAAACCACGGAAGAGGAAGGGAAAACCAACUGCUGCGGAGGAGACGGACAGCGAACAAAAAGUUCAGGACGAUAAAGAGAUUGUCUCGAUGUCUUCAUCAGCGACAGCAUCAAAACCAGAAAUAGUCACGGAAACCGCCGGUGAGCCCAAAUAUACAGACAGAGAAAAAAAUACGCAAAAUAGGAGAGGUGAGAGCCAGAAUGGUGAUCACGCAUUAGGAGGUGGGGAUCGAGGUACUCACGGACCCGGUUCCAGGGACGACAAAUCAGCUGGGGGCGGCAGCCAUGAUGGCGGAAACUUGGAUCAAUUUGCACUACCCACACUCGUUGAUGAUGCUAUGCGUAAUUCUUUCUCUCCGAUUGCUGAGGAGGUUACCAGAAUUGCAAUUGCGGCAGCCACGAGAGCGGCAAUGGAAGCCGCUGCGAAGGCAGCGGUUGAGGCAGCAAUCAGACUGGUGUCGGGAGGUGCCAGCGAGCCACCAACGGAAGCUAUAGACAGACAAAAUGAGAAGCACCGCGUCACUGAAGACCAACAGACACCCGGUAAUAAGCGCGUUCAAGGCGAUCAAGAAGGAAGAAGUUCCCCCGAAUCUCCAGUGUCUAGUCAGGGAGCUUCCGCGGGUCCCCCAAUCUCGGCAGCAAUGAUUUCCAGAUACCGAGAGCAGCUGAUGGGUGAUGCAGGGAACACAGCCUUAGGCGAGCAAAUGGCGGCAAUGAUUGCUAGAGAAAUCGCUCAGUCAAACGGAUUACCUAUGCCAACUGACGGGGGUCAUUUUCCAGCAGGAACAACCAGUGGUUUUCUCGUGCAGCCGCCGUACGCCCAGCAGGGUGCAAGCUUGAUAUCUGGUCGACUUUCGGAGGAACCACGAGGUCCUGGAUCUUCUUCUGGUCAGCCUCAAGGCAGGGGAAACGCGCCUCAAUCAGGGGGAAGCAACAUCGGUGACGUAUACGGUGGACCUCCUCCUACGUGUCCCUCUGAUUGCGAAAUUUACUUCGAUGGAUGCACGACUUGCAGGUGUACCGACGGAGGGGCCAUGUGCAGAUACCGGUGGUGCGCUCAAAUUGUCUCCGCACCCACCUGCUUGAAAAGUAAGAAUAUUGGAUCGGAAUCAACUGAACGGUCGCUACCUGGUCGUGUGUUAACGUGCACCAGCAGAACCGCCUCGAGAGCACUUUACUUAGCCAUCAGCGUAUUCAAGCAACCUACCGAAUGUUGGUAACACACGACCAUGCUGACCAAGGAAAGUGCACUAUUUCUGCCGCCGGAACGCUGGUGCCUCCCACCGUCUUCAAUCAUGGUGACGUGGAAGGCUACGGCGGUGUCAUUGUACACCUUAGAACAGAAACUAGCUGCCUUGAAUGAAAAAGUCACCUAGGACCAAGGCCGGUUCAGCAUUCGAGAUGAUGCGAGAUAGCAGGUGGAGGGUGUAUCCGUCAACAUGACAGAGCAUGUCUACUGGU